Molecule: messenger RNA, 1059 nt
Organism: Jatropha curcas
Lineage: Eukaryota; Viridiplantae; Streptophyta; Magnoliopsida; Malpighiales; Euphorbiaceae
Source: RefSeq, a predicted model, not a curated record
CCGGCCAACAGAAUAAAGGUUUCUUCGUCAGUGAAAUUGCAUUAAUUACCAGCGAAAUUUUGGUUUAAGAAGCAACAAUCUUUCCAAAAUUCAUUUAAUCAUUCAUUUUCAAUUCUCAUUUUAUUUUUUUUAUUGAUUAAAAAUUUAAAAUCAUUUUCAUAAACGGUUUCGGAUUCAAUCAUAAAAGUGUCGAUUUUUCUUUUGUUUAUUCGUCCUUUUCAACAGAUCAGCAGCGUUGAUGUUAACCGAUAACAACCAUUCUUCUUUAAUAGCUUCAAAGACCGUUAACGACCACUAGUUUAUAUAUAUAUAUAUAGUUGGAUUGGAUGAUUUUUCAAUUUGGAUAAGGCACAGUAUCUAUAGAGUGUGUUCUUCUGCUUCCACCGGAGGUUCAAAAUGGCGGUGGCGUCGGCGCCGAAGGAGAUCAAGGCUUUGUUUGGAAAGUAUUCGGAGGAUGGAAUCAUGACCGCUGAUCAUCUCCGCUUGUUCCUUGUUGAGAUCCAAAAGGAAGAUAAGUCUACUAUAGAGGAAUCGAGGGCCAUUAUUGAUCAAUUUCACGAUGUCGCAAAAGGUCUCAGCUUGGAGGGUUUUUUUAAGUACCUCUUUGGCGAUAACAACCUUGCUCUCGAUCCUAAACGCGGGCAAAAUGGAUUUCCUGUUCAAGUUUUUUGCAUUUUCCGCCUUGUUUGGAUUAUUGAAGAUGUUAGUUGGUGGGCCUUCUUUUUAUGUGGUUUCCUCUUAUUUUUUCAAGUAGCAAAUUGGAACUUCUCAAUAUGAGGAAAGAAGGUCAUGGACUCAAGAUUUUGGAGUAUGAAGGUGUAAAGCACUUAAAAAAUAAUUUAAAUUUAAAAUUAAGGUUGCCACUCACUGUUUUGUUUCCAGAAAAAAAAUAAAAGUCAGAACGGGCAUUACUGACUGUUGAAUUUUGGAAUUUACUGCUCUUUUACUGAAUAGCUAUUGGAUGAGUAAAAUCCUGUAUUAUGCUUCAACGUGUUCUAAUAUUUGCUCAUGUACUUGACUCUGUUUAAUAUUUCUCUAUAAAUAUAGAUUUAUCUAUCA